AUGAAGAAUGAAUCAGACAUAAUAAGUCCCCGGUUAUUGGAUCAAACAGAUGUUGAUGAUUUUGUGGAAUGGUCUUUGGAUGAAAACGUUAGUAAGUUCUUUACUUGGGGAACUUUCUUAACCAAAAAAGACGCGAAGAGAUACACUACUAAAUAUUUUGUAACACAUCCAUGGUUUAGAACAAUUUGCUUAAAUGGCAAGCCAAUUGGUUAUAUUUGUGUAUCACCUCAUGUGGGAAGUGAUAGAUUCAAGGGUGAAAUUGGAUAUGUGUUAUCAUCAAAGUAUUGGGGCAAAGGGAUCGCCACCAAGGCUGUGAAGAUGGUGGCGGCCACCAUCUUCGUAGAAUGGCCACACUUGGUCAGGCUUGAGGGUAUGGUGAAUAUUGAUAAUAUAAGAUCACAAAGGGUGUUGGAGAAGGCUGGUUUUACAAGGGAAGGUGUUUUGAGGAAAUAUUAUAUUUUUAAACGGAAACUAAGUGAUCUUGUUAUGUUUAGUCUUUUAUCUACAGAUCAACUUACCUGA
Solanum verrucosum is the source of this 522-nucleotide messenger RNA. RefSeq lists its product as uncharacterized. Gene Ontology annotation, molecular function: acyltransferase activity, transferring groups other than amino-acyl groups. Bases 1 to 522 code for a protein of 173 amino acids. Lineage: Eukaryota; Viridiplantae; Streptophyta; Magnoliopsida; Solanales; Solanaceae. The transcript has a single exon. The record is from RefSeq and is a predicted model, not a curated record.